Molecule: messenger RNA, 1393 nt
Organism: Impatiens glandulifera
Lineage: Eukaryota; Viridiplantae; Streptophyta; Magnoliopsida; Ericales; Balsaminaceae
Product: probable pyruvate, phosphate dikinase regulatory protein, chloroplastic
Exons: 3
Coding region: 46-1161 (371 amino acids)
Molecular function (GO): ATP binding; transferase activity, transferring phosphorus-containing groups
Source: RefSeq, a predicted model, not a curated record
AUACACAUCUCCAAACUGACCGAAUCGAACCCCAAUCCGAAUCAGAUGUCUUCUGAGUUUAAUCGGAUGGGUAUCUCCGAUCCUGAGGUGGAAACCCCAGUUCCAAAGCACAAGGUGAGUCCUCAGCUGAACCGGUGGUCCAGGGCUCGGGCUAUGCGGUCAGGAAGGAAAUUGGGUGGGUCGAGUUGUAAGGUGAGUGUGGCGGAGAGAAACAGAGAGGUUGGUCGACCUCUGGGUUCUUCGGUCUCGAUCUCGUCUAGUGGUAGUGAGGAGGAGACAGUGGGUAAGGCUAUAUAUAUGGUUUCUGAUGGGACCGGAUGGACGGCCGAGCAAUCGGUGAAAACUGCGCUUGGCCAGUUCGAACAUUGCUUACUUGAUCGUGGCUGUCCGGUCAAUACCCACUUAUUCUCUGGGGUUGACGAUGUUGAAAGAUUAAUACAAAUAAUAAAGCAAGCAUCCAAAGAAGGUGCCAUGUUAAUCUACACAUUAGCUGAUCCAUCCAUGUCUGAAUCUGCCAAACAAGCUUGCAAAAUAUGGAACAUCCCAUCAACUGACAUUCUAAGUCCAAUUACAGAGGCAAUUUCUUCUCAUCUAGGCAUCACACCUUCCGGUAUUCCUCGUGGAGCUCCUGGCCGCAGGAAUAGUUACCUUGGCGAGGAUUACUUUCGGCGAAUUGAAGCCAUUGAGUUCACCAUCAAGCAAGAUGAUGGAGCCAUGCCUGAAAACUUGCACAAAGCUGAGAUCAUUCUGACAGGUGUUUCACGAACUGGGAAAACACCCUUGUCUACAUAUCUGGCUCACAAGGGAUAUAAAAUCGCAAAUGUACCUAUUGUGAUGGGAAUUGAAUUGCCCAAAACCCUGUUUGAGGUAGAUCAGAGGAAGGUUUUUGGAUUGACUAUAAAUCCGAAUGUUCUAAGGAGUAUAAGGAGAGAAAGAGCCAAGAGUUUGGGUUUUUGUGAUGAGAUAAAGAGUAACUAUUCUGAGAUUGAUUAUGUGAGACAGGAUCUUGAAUAUGCCACUAGUAUUUAUGCCCUGAAUCCGGUUUGGCCAGUAAUUGAUAUAACUGCAAAGGCAAUUGAAGAAACGGCUGCUGUGAUCCUUCGGCUUUACCAUGAUCGUAAGAGGAAGUGUUCGAUGCCAAGAAUUUCAAAGCGCUACUAAAUCCGGUGCUCGAAACUUAAUAAAACAACUCAUUGUCGGGAUUAUUGUACAUUAGGCUAUGUGCAAAAAUCAUAAUUUUCGGUUUGUUUGAUCAAUAAUAUAACCAUGAAGGUUUACUAACUUGUUGUAUAAAUGAUUUUUUUACUUUUCUGUCAUGUUCAACCUACAAACAUAUGUAGUAUGCUAAGAAAACAAAGAAGAAUGUUUCAUUAAAUUUUGUUUUUAUGUUAUC